This is a messenger RNA of Penicillium brevicompactum, 1296 nucleotides long. RefSeq names its product RNA-binding protein VTS1. NCBI's taxonomy places the organism in Eukaryota, Fungi, Ascomycota, Eurotiomycetes, Eurotiales, Aspergillaceae. The record is from RefSeq and is a predicted model, not a curated record. Gene Ontology annotation, biological process: nuclear-transcribed mRNA poly(A) tail shortening; regulation of mRNA stability. Bases 1 to 1296 code for a protein of 431 amino acids. The transcript has 2 exons. Gene Ontology annotation, molecular function: mRNA binding; translation repressor activity; protein binding. Gene Ontology annotation, cellular component: P-body.
AUGCCAUGUCGAAGCUCAACAUGGACACUUCCCGUAACUCCCUCGGACGCCCCCCCGCCAUCUCCUGGCGCGAAGCGCAACUCCGGUCUCGACCCCUCUACUAUCAAUGCAAUGUUCCCGGAUGCUGCUGCAGCUAUCGCGAAGAAGAAGGCCGAGUUCACUCAGCAAACUGGCAACGCACCUCCCUCGAACCGCAACAGCGCAGUCUUCGACCGUGCCUCAUUUGUCGCACCUACAAUCUCGGCGCCUGACAACAACUCCGACAGCCUGGGUCAACCGCCUGCUUCUCCAUGGGCCCAGCGUGGUCUCUCUGACACGCAGCCUCCGAUCGCUCGCCCUAAGUCAUCUUCCGGACACCAGCCUAUGGGCCAGUUCAGCCAGCCCUCCGGCAUGCGCUCGCCCCUCCCGCAAACCGCCAACGUCCCCGCAUCUGACAUCGAACCCCCCUUGCUCUCGCCCUACAACCUUGGAAACCAAAGCUGGGCUUCGAUGACCAAUACCCCGAUGACUGCGACGUUCGGCCAGCAGUCGCACCAAACCCCCAACAACCAUGCGGACAUGGUUGCUAAUGCCACGGCAAUGAAGCUGGCAGCUUUGUCGACGGUCAACAACCGCAUUGCUCUGGACGAUGCGCGCAAAUACCGCCGUUCUCGCUCCAAUGACGGACAGGGCAGAGCCUCGCACGGAAACUCAAGCAUCAACCAAGGACUGGCCAGCCCAGGCCUUGGUGGGCAGCACUUGGUUGCUGGUCAACUCCUUAAUAACCAGCAGCUGAUGGCACUGCAGGCUCAUCAACAGGCGGCCAUGGCCGGCAGACGGUCCCGCCCCAACUCCCCCGGCAUUGCGAUGCAGGGUGGUGGUUUGACUCCUAUGGGAUUCACUUCUCCUCAAAACAACGGCUUCCUAGCUGCAUACGAUCCGAACAAUCCCAUCAUGGGUAAUGGUAUGGGCUCGCUGAACAUCGGCCAGUUCGUUGGCAGUGAAGGCUACCUGUCGGAUCAUUCGGAGGUCGCACGGGGCCGCUCCCCUCGGGGUCGUCGGGGCAGCUCGAAGCCGCCAGAGGACCCUACUGACCCAGCCCUUCUGAAGGACAUUCCCGGCUGGCUGCGAUCCCUCAGGCUGCACAAGUACACGGACAACCUGAAGGAUCUGCAGUGGACGGAGCUGGUCGAAUUGGACGACAAGGCGCUGGAGGACCGUGGUGUCAAUGCUCUUGGAGCACGUAAUAAGAUGCUAAAGGUCUUUGAGCAGGUCAAGGAGGCCCGCGUCGAUGGAAAAUUUGAGAAUGUUGUUUGA